ACACUCACCCCCGAUAAGCUAAUCGAAUGACAAAACAUGGAUGAAUAGAUUGUGUUGUUCUGUGGACAAAAGUUCAUGAAUGUGUUGUUUAGUUUUAUGUGGAUUAACGAAUGAAAUAUUUUACUAUAAUUUUUUGUGCCUUGGUGUUAUGUACUAAAUGUCGUUUCAGUCUUUUUAAAAUAGUAAAAGAAACAUGCCCUAGUUGACUUAAGAGCAGCGUAAAUUAAAAUCUUUUGGCUUGUGAUUGUUCAAUUUUCUUUGUCGGUUGUUGACAGCAAAAAUAUGAUAGCUACAAUGGCAGAAGGUGGUGAAGAAUGUGAACUUCAGCAGUUGGUUCCACCUGAUGAUGAUCCUCGACUUGCUAGCAAGUCUGGAGAGGUUACGCCUCCUAUCACGCCAGGAAUUAGCAAAGUAACUCAUACCUCCCCUUCUUCACCCUUAAGUUACAAAGUUUCAUCUGGUGCAAAUAGCUCUAAAGGUAUCCACAGUCAAGGAUCACUGAGGCUGAAUCGCACUGCUACUGCUCCAGCAAUGAGUUCUUCAAACCUCAACACGCCACAAGGAAGUUCACUUGGGGGGCAGCAACAAACCCGUUUGUUAUUUGUGAAUGAAAAGUUAAGCAGAGGUCCUUCAUUGAUAUCCGAGAGCAGUGGAAGGCAGCGAUUGAAUCCUGCAGCAGCUCGGCUGCAUAACACCAAGAGAGGUGAGGAACAGCCUGGCAGAGCCAGCUUAGAGACUGCAGCUGCCAGGAAGCUGUCACACAUAGUGAGAGCUCAACGCAACUGCCAACACCACUCUUUUCUGUCAGAUGUGACAGAUGUGCGGCGAAUGGAGACAGCUCUGCUUCAUUUGUUAGAAGAUUUCCAUUCUGGGAAGCUACGAGCCUUUGGUAAAGACUGCAGCAUGGAGCAGAUGACUGGCAUUCGUGAGCAACAAGAAAGAUUGGCUCGUUUACAUUUCGACCUAGGUGCCCAACAGGAGCUCUUUGCUCCGCUCAGCGAUGAAGGGUUGCGAGCAGGUCAGGAAAAUAUGCAUCGGCUCAUGGAAAGCCUGGAGCAGCUUAGCUUAUCAAUUGAGAAACUGCAUUCCUUCUCAAGCGACAGUAGGGAGAGCAGUGUAAUGCAAGAUUAGCAGCAGGCGAAGGGUGUGCCUGGGAGUACAGACCCUACUGAACAGUGAUGUGGUGGUCCAAGGGACUUGAAUAAAAAUAUUUAUGUUCUUAUGUACAGUGUACAAAUUCUUCUGUAAGUGCCAAAUAAGGUGAAAUUAUGAAUUGAGUUUGUGUAAAUAAAAGUAUGAAUUUUGGGCAUUAUAUAAUAUUUAUAUGAAGACAUUGUUUUUUUUUCUUGUUAUUAAUAUUACAUUCCAUGCUUGUAUUUUAUUGUAUUGUAUUUAUGAUGCCCUCUGUAAUUAUCCGUGCACCCAAGCCCACUCAACUUGUGGUAUAACAAAUUCCACCAUUUUGUGCUGGUUGUCUUGGAAAAUAUUGUUGAGAACAUCAUGGUGUUGCAUCGUGGUGUUAGUGAGUAGUUCUGAUUAUGCUCAAUGAAAAAAGCUGAACAUAAAUUUCUGGGUAUACAUUUUCUUGUUGAAAUUUAUAACUACAGAUAGGCAUAGAUGUAAUUGCUAUUUCCAUAAAACGUUUCCAGUACAUGUUAGCAGUGUCCUUUGGGUAAAAAAAUUGAUGUUUAGAUUAUGUCAAGCCUUUAGACAUUGUAGAUAAACUGUUAUUCCAUUUUUACCAGGAUGUUUUGGAAUGCUUUGGAAACCAGACUUUUUUUUAAGGUGAAGCGAAUGUACAUAAAAAUAUCUACCAAUUUAAUGGGCUUGAGAAAGGAUGUUUUGGUUACAUCCUGGACAAAUGAUUGAAUGGACUUUUUUAUUACUGGUAAUGUGUGAAUCGAGGUUGUUGUGUGUUUUUAUUUUACUCCUUAUGGCUUGGCUGUAGUCCAAGAGAUUUUUAUUUGUCAGGAAUCAAUCUUUUACUUUGCCCCAAAAGUAUAAUCUUUCACCUACUUUGUAUUACUGGUACCUUCUAACCUAAAUCACCUUGGGUAUUAGUGUUUCAAACCAGUAUUGAGAUUUAAUUGUAGUUGUCUGCCUUUCAAAACUGAUUUGUGUCUAUAAAUUAUUUACAAUAUAAAUGUGUGAUAAAGAACAGCUCAGAGUGAAAUAUUAAUUUGCUAUGAUUAUCUUACACAUACAUUGCUUAAUGUCAGCUCAAUUGUAUAUCAACUUGUUUGUUGAUUUUUUUAAUAUCAUGCCAAGUAAGCAUUUUUUCUGUAAGUAGCCUAAUAUCAAUUAGAUUUUCGAGAAAUAUAUUGUGAUUUACGUUAACAUAAAGUUUUGUUUCGGUUUUCUUUCAGUCAAGCUGUAUCUUGAUAGCUCUAAUACUUGUAGUAAUCACUGCAUGCUGAGUUAUAAAUUUGAAUCUAUAGUAUGGAAGACUAAUUGUCUCAUAGUACCUAUAUUCAUACUCAUAAUUUUCUGGUAAAGCCAAAUGCCUGGUUUCCGACAUUGAUUCCCUAUACCUCAUCAGAGAUGUGGUCCUGCAAGAGAUUUUUUCCUUGGCCAGAAAAAUUCUGUUACUACGAUCUAUCAAUCUCCAUUAUUUCUGCAGCUGUUUCCACACAUUUAUUCAGGUAAAUUAAAUAACUAGUGCCAGUAAAUGUUGCAUGAGUGUGCUGCAAUCUGUUCUAUUCACAUUAUUUCAGGAAAGGUGUUCAGGAAAAUGAAUUUCUAUUGAAAGUAAUAUAUUGAUAUAUCAAAUUUCAUUGCAAGCACACAAAAUUACUAUGUAAAUAUGACAAUUAUGAUGCAACCGUGUAUAAUUUGUGGAAUUAUUGA
Messenger RNA from Gryllus bimaculatus (two-spotted cricket), 2847 nucleotides. The record is from the annotation of a GenBank genome assembly. NCBI's taxonomy places the organism in Eukaryota, Metazoa, Arthropoda, Insecta, Orthoptera, Gryllidae.